Molecule: messenger RNA, 2391 nt
Organism: Oikopleura dioica
Lineage: Eukaryota; Metazoa; Chordata; Appendicularia; Copelata; Oikopleuridae
Source: the annotation of a GenBank genome assembly
AUGAGUUUUUUCAAGGGUGGAAAUAGCAUUUCUACCCGCGAGCUUGCGGAAAAAUGCGAAUUACAAGAAGCACAGUUGAAAAAGACAAAGACUAGGCUUGCGAACCUAGUUGCUGCUUACAAGACACUUCAGGAUGAAAAGAACACCCUUGAAGAAAGCCUAGCAGCUCUUGCUUCCUCUCCGGAACCAGCCAAGUCUGAAACUGAUCCGGAAUCGACCGAGAAUGGCGAGUCAAAAGACUCCUCGGAGAACGAAAGUCAAUCCGACUCUUCCUCAGCUGAUCAAGCAAAAAUCGCCCGUCUUACCUCUUCCCUCGCGCAAAUGAGCGCCGAAAGGACGAAAAUGCAGGAAACUUUCCAGAACGACCGGAAGAAGAUGAAGCAAGAAUUUGAGGAGCGAUUUUCGAAGCUGGAAAAAGAUCAUGAAACUGCCGUUAGCGAGAGAAAACGCUAUCUUGAAGAGCUGAACGAGUACAAAAGCAGCACUAAGGAGAGGAUUCUUGCGAUGGAGGCGGAGACGAAUGCUUCGAAAAUUACAAACAGAGAGCUACAAAAGCAACUUAACUCCGAGCGCAAGAAAUCCGACGAUUUCAAGCAAAAUAUCGCAACUCUGAAAGAAGAGCUGAAAAACUUGCAAAAGCGCUCUGAGGAAAAAUCGAAGCAACAGGCUUCUGAAUCCAACGAGAAUCUGACCAAGCAGUUCGACGAAAAACUAGAACAAGCGAAAAAGAAACUUGCGGAGAAAAACGGAGAAAUAAAAAAUAUCAAAACUCGCGCAAAUGACAAAAUUUCCGAACUCACGCAAAGUAAUUCUUCGCUGCAAAAAACAGUUGACGAGCUUCGGGAAAAAUUGAAGUCGACGGUGGAGGCAAAUGAGACAAAAGUUUCGGAACUCGAAGAUAGAAUUACUGGAGUGACGAAUCUUUGCUCAGAGCUUGAAAGGGAAAAGUCGGUGGAAGUUCAGAAGACUCUUGCACAAAAAGAACUCAUUGAACAGCUGCGCGAAUCCCAAGCCCUAACCUCGACAAACACAUCAAAAGACUCGGUCCAAGAUGAGAAGCAAGACUACUUCCGUUUAUUUAUCCAGGCGCAGGACGACAUCAAACAGCUGUCACUCGAGCUCGAAGAAACGAAAAUCAAGCUCGUAAAAAAGGAUGAAGAGGAAAAAUCAGCGCCAAAGGCUCAGCCGGUCGGAUUCGCGGAUGAGCUGAAAGACGAGAUCAAAAGUCUCAAGGCGACGCUUAUCACCGUCAGGAGGGAGAAAGAAAAGCUCAAGCAGCAAAUCGACGCGAACAACGAAGAGCACAGGAUGAAACUAGAAUCAGUGAAGAUUUCAGCGGAUCAGCAAAAAAUCGACUCCGAAAACCGCGCCAACGAAAAAAUCGCCGAAUUCGAAGCCGAACUCGCCCAAAUGCGAGAACGAAGUCAGAAGAUUCUGGCUGACAAGGAUAACGAAAUCGAAAUCCUGAGAAAACAAAAUGACGGAGCUGAAAAAGAGCAGCCAGAUUCGGUUGGUCAAUUGAUGCAAAAUGGGGAUGCUAAUAUUGAUACUGCCUUGAUUAUGUACGCCGAACAGUUAGCCCGAAAAGACGUAGAAAUCAACACCCAUCGGAGCCGUCGAAACGAGCUAGAAUCGCGCAUCCGCGGUCUCCAAGAAAAACUCGCCGAGUCCCAAGAAGAAGUUCAUUCUUUCAAAGAAAAGAUUCAAGCCCAAGAGCGUGACGACUCGCCUGCUUCCAAGGAGUACAUGAGAAACUUGACGAAAUUCAAAGUUCUUAAAUGCAUCUUCAAAAGAAUGAGUCUGUACCAAGAAGUUCGACUUCAUGAAAACGCCCGUGACCGCGAAGAAAUCGAAAACCAGGCAGAAUUGUAUUCAAUAAUCAAGACUCUGCAAGAGCUCGAAAAGGCGAAUAUCAAGGAUGCAAUCAGCACGAAAGAGUACGAGAAUCAGUGCUCAAGGCUCUUAGUGCAGUACAAAACUGCUCUUCCGCAGUCUGAGAUAACAUCUGUGGAAGAGUUUGUGCAAAAAUACCGUCUCGAUUGUCGCUUGGCAAUGGCGAGAAUCAAGGAAGACAGACCGAUUACGAACAGGGACAAUAAAGGAAACCAAAAUGUGCUCAUCGCCGACGUUAUUGCUGGCUUUAUCUCGCUGCAAGAUCGAAUUCACUUGGAAAACUACUCGAAAGACAGUCUUUAUCCGGAACUCCGCGAGCUCGUUGUCAAUCUCGAUCGAAUGACGGACGUGCCUGAGGGAAUUAAAGAAUCGCAGAAAUCCUGGGAGGCUGAGCUUCGACCCAUGGCUGCGUCAGAUGAAAUCACAGAAGAACAAGCUCGCCAGAUGCUCUUCGAUCUGGAACAAAGCUACAACGCAUUCCGCCAAUUUCUCGAUUAA